Messenger RNA from Zophobas morio, 1136 nucleotides. RefSeq names its product haloacid dehalogenase-like hydrolase domain-containing protein 2. Lineage: Eukaryota; Metazoa; Arthropoda; Insecta; Coleoptera; Tenebrionidae. The transcript is spliced from 3 exons. Bases 265 to 1035 code for a protein of 256 amino acids. Gene Ontology annotation, biological process: dephosphorylation. Gene Ontology annotation, molecular function: phosphatase activity. The record is from RefSeq and is a predicted model, not a curated record.
AACAAAACUUGAAACACAUUAGACCCAUUUGACAGAUCUACAUUUGGUUACCGCGAGAUACAUGCAACGUUAGGCCGUUAGUGCCAGUAUGUUCAUGGUAAGGUCGAUAUGACGUCACAACACCUUCUCCUCUGAUACCUUUCCAAAGCGAAAAUGUUAAUGUUACACGUAAUAAGAUACCGUAACUUACUUAGUUAGUCGCGAAAAUUCGCUUAAUAAUUAUAACAACGAGAAACUGGUUAGAAGCCGCAAAACAUAAUAAACAUGAUAAGAGCAGUGCUCAUUGACCUAAGUGGUACUUUGCACAUCGAAAGCCAGGCGAUUCCUGGUGCAGUAGAAGCGUUGAAAAGGUUAAUUCAAACAAACUUAACUAUUAAAUUUGUAACCAAUACAACUAAAGAAAGUCAAAAUUUUCUAUACAAUAGACUCACAACAUUGGGAUUUCCUGUUAAAAAAGAACAAAUAUAUAGUUCGUUAGCUGCCGCCAGAACACUUAUUGUUAAUCGUCAGCUGAAGCCCUUAUUACUUUUAUCACCUGAAGCACUAGAAGAUUUCGAAGGAUUAUCAUGUCCAACAAAUGAAAAACCGAAUGCCGUUGUUAUUGGUUUAGCCCCAAAUGAAUUCCACUAUGACAGACUAAAUGAAGCAUUUAGGCAUUUAUUAAAUGGGGCAGAGUUAAUAGCUAUUCAUGCUGGAAAGUACUAUAAACGUAAAGAUGGAUUAGCAUUAGGUCCUGGAUGUUUUGUUAAAGGUUUAGAAUAUUCGGCGCAGUGCACAGCCACAGUUGUAGGGAAACCCCAAAAAAUGUUUUUUCAUUCUGCUUUGGGUGACAUUCAACCAGGAGAAGCUAUCAUGAUUGGCGAUGAUGUAAAAGAUGAUGUUGAAGGGGCAAUGAAGGCUGGCAUUAGAGGAUAUUUAGUUCAAACGGGGAAAUAUCAGUUAGGCGAUGAAAACAAAAUAACUCCUCCACCAGAUGCAGUUGUAUCAAGUUUUGUAGAAGCUGUUGAAAAAAUUCUCAAAGAAAUACAAAAGUAAUAAUUAACAGAAAUAUAUAUUUAAAAAUUGUAAAUAGAAAUAUAUAAAAUUGUUAAUACAAGUAAAAAUAUAAAAAAUAAAAUUUUCAUUUUCUUGCGUCA